CUAGAUUUAACCUGAAAAUCCAGUUUUCAAGGCUUACAUUCCAGUAACGGCAGUGUAAAAAAAAGAUGUGUACUUGAAUUUAACUGGCUGUUUUAGCGCAAUUGUUAAUAUAUUAUAACAGGCAGUUUGUAUAAUUACAUGCUGUACAUAUUUACUGAGCCUUUGUUAUUUUAUUUAUUGGGGAACAGGCAUAAAUUGUGGAUAGCUUAAUUAUAAUUGCAUUAAAUUUCUUUAGCAAAGUACGAGUAUGUUUAUAACACUUGUAAAUGUGCAGUGUAAACGCAUGAAAUCAGCAGACAGAUUUUGCGUAAUUGAUUAAUGUUCGUAUCAUGGCGUCGUUUGCGACUGUAAUUUGCUUCCUGUAAUUUUUUCGUAAGCCAAGACAAUUUAUAACAAACCGCCCUUCUCACAUGGAUCCCCGGCAGUCCAGCGAUAAACAGACUGUGGCAGGUCAUUCGGACAGCCGCAAGAAAUUUGUUGACCUGGUCAGUAAUGACGUCAGUGAUCAGCCAAGCGACGCCCACCAGUCUGUCACUAUCGACCAGCUGGGCAUGCUGGAUGCGGCGGAUCUCCAGGAUCCGUAUCUGAAGGAACUCCUCGAUGUUCUGGAUCGUGUGGAGAAUGAAGGUGAACCAUAUUUGGAGAAAUUGAUCGUGCAAGCGGGACUAGAACUUUCGUCGCCGUCUGAGGCUGAAAGCGAUAAGAAGCGGCAGAAAGAUGACAAAUACUCCCGCUUGCGGCUGGCCCGAUCGAAAGGUCACGUCCGCAAAGAUUCGCCCCGGCAGACCAAACUGGGCCGUGUCCAGCCGGCAUCCGAGGAUAACUAUCGGGGACUGUAUGGGACGUAUGAGGAGGCCGGGGGCACGAUCUCGCCCGAAGAAACACCCACCGAUUCAUCCACAACGUCCACGGAGAGCUUAGUGGAAAGCUUGGCUGAAAUGAUUGCCAAAGGUGAGCCGCCGAUCGUAAAGCCCGAUGCGGAGUUAACCACGUACGGCACCCGCAUCAUUCCCUACGGUUCCUUCGUCGGAGGCGAGACAGAUGCCGGUCUGACCAAACCCACCAAAUCCGACGCCCUCCUGCGUUCCACCAAGCCCGGUGAUGCACUGGAUCUCGAUGACGAAGAGACGGAAGCCGCUCACGAGGCGGAGUGCGUCGAAGUAGACUCGACGCCCAGCGUCACCUCUAUCCAGGAGUCGGAGGAUUAUUACGAUGAAGGGAAGUUGGGAGUGGAGGAUGCCGGGGAGACCGCGCCGGAAAUGGUGCUGGUGGCGCCGUCGGAUGACGAGGAUCUGCCGCCGCCGCCGCAUUAUUAUGAGUAUACGCAGAAGGAGAGUCAGUGCCUGGCCAUCGUCAGUAACUUUCGACGACAAUUUACCGACGCCUAUCCCGACCGGAAGCCGCUGUUUUUGACGCCUGUUAAUGAAGUUGGCGUACCGCGAUUUGUCUGCACAACCAUCCGUCCGACCAUAUUCAGUUAUCACGAUCUCUUCCAAUGGGAUGGGAUUGCCAGAUUUUUCGCCUACCAGCUGGAAUACAUCUUCCUCAACCCGCCCGAUAUUCCGCCGACCGUCGUCAUGUCCCCGAGUUUUGUGUUGCGGGAGCGACAAGGCAACUGUUUCGACUACUGCUUCCUACUGGCGUCGGUACUGAUCGGUGUGGGCUACGACGCGUACAUCGUCGUCGGUUACGCCAGCGCAGCUAUCUGUACCGGCGACGAGAGCCACCGGGUGUGUCCCUGUGUACCACAGGAACCGCUGCCCACGAUCAUUCCGCAGUACGAACAGGAUUUUGAUUUUGCUGAUCUGCAUUCGGAAAUUGCCUGUGAAGUGUUUAAGGAUACGAUCAACCGGCAGAGAGCGGCGCGCAUUAAGGAGCGCAAUGCCAACAUUAAAGGCCUCGCGGAGUUGUUGGCCAACGAGAAAGAACGCGCCGGUCCGCAGCCCGACGUGGACAACGAGGAGAAUCCAGAGACGGAUCCGUAUUUCCACCGGCGCGUCCACGCCUGGAUCGUGAUUGUUCCCGGGAAGCGUGACAUUGCCGAUGCGUUCUUCAUUGAACCGCUGACCGGCACCGCCUUCCCGGCCACCCACUCGGAAUUCUACGACAUUGAGAGCAUCUUCAAUCACCGUCAGUACUAUGUCAACAUGCAACCGCGGCCGACGGGGGAACAGCUACUCAGCUGGGAUGUCAGCGAUAUCCAGAAAUGGGAGCCGGUGUUCCGGGAGACAGCAGCCGACGCCGGAAAGGGGUCCGCUAGUAUUACUGAUGGGACCACGGAUUCCGAAGACUUAUUGGCCACAGUGGGAUGUAAACUUUUCGCCGAAGACAUCCAGGGCGCUCCGUCGCAGUGCCAGGUGGCAGCAUGGCCGUUUCGCGGUUUCGAGAUGCCGCGACCGUGGAGUGAGCCGCUAGUGAUUUCUCGGCGACGAUAUUUACGGUAUUGUAAGAAUGGAUACCGUCUGCAUCGCUACCUGAAAUGCGAUAUGGAAUAUUAUCAUCAGUACGAACGGAAAGAUGGACUGGUCAAUAAGUUUAUCAUCUUCAGCAACCGCAAGAAAACGCACAUUAUGGAAGUAAAGGAAUUGUACGAAAACCGGCGUGACCGUCUGAAAUAUCGUAAACACACGAUCCGCGACGGUAUACUCCGGGAAUACUUUGCACCCGGCCACACCAAAGCCAUCCGCAUGCACGACGUCCAAAUCCACUCGGAAAAACCGCCAAAAUUCAGUGAACUGUACCGGUCCAUUAACACCUAUGACGUCCACGAGAACACCCUCCGCAUGAUGACCUAUUACCACCAGUACCGUAACGACGGCCUGGAACGUCUGGAACAACGCUCCGACGGCAUCCACUGGUUUUACCGGGGUCGUCGGGAUCGUCUGGUGGAGCGUUAUAUCAGCUACGGCACCCAAAUUGACCGUUCGUACGCCGUGGAAGCAUUGAAGUGCAAAGGGGAUCAGCGUCCGGUGGCGGUGGUGCGGGAGAAGUUUGACCGGGAUCCGCAGUGUCAGGAUCCGGAUGUGGAUAUCUAUAUUCGGGAGUAUCAUGUCGGGGAGAAUAAGCUGUUGCUGGUGUUUCAGCCGGGGAAAGAUCUGGUGACCAGUACACAGCGCCGGUUUAUUCUGCCGGAUUUUAGUGAGACGCCGCAAGCCGGGUCGGAGUUGCCGGCGGGAUAUCUGCGGAUGAACGAGGAUGUUAUGAUGGCUGUUUUCCGUGACCAGCUGAAGGAAGAGAAACGUGUACCUAUCGAUAUCUGGGACGAAAUGGUCCACCAUUACAAGCAAUCCCUCAACGCCAUCAUCAGCGUGCGCCGGUCCGAGGACGACUUCCACGACGAGAUCAAUCAGCGUAUUGAAGAGGAACAAGACCCGGCAUUGUGGCACUCCAUCUACGACAUUGAGCGGCACCCGCGGGCCGCCGCCGUCCUACGCAAAACCGAACAAGCCUCCAUCGCGCCGCAGCCGAAGAAAGAAGAAUCCCAACCCACCUUCGACCCGACAACCUUCGACUGGGCGGCGCCCUACAUGGCCGCUUACGGCGACAACCAGAUCGCUUCCGUGGACGACGCACUGGCCAUCCGCCAAGCGGUACUCGAAGACAUCAAAGAGCGUCUCCUCUACACCGCCAACUCGUUGCAAAAGAAUCAUGAAGAUGAAUUUCAUAAACUGCAGAUCCUAAACGAGAAAUUCCGCAAAGCCCAGGUCACCGGCGAAGUGACCCCGAAAGAGUACACUCUAUAUGAGAACGAGAAGAGUGCCAUCCAGUUCCGGAUGCAUCUGCUGGAGCGCCGGCAGGAGUUGCUGCAGUACCAUGGACCGGCCAAGUUGAAGCGGGCCAAUGAGUGGUUGCUGCGCGAUCCGCGUUUUGCGGACUGGUUGCGGGGCAUGCAUCUGGAGACACGCGAGCAGGUGAUUGAUGGGGAUCUGCGGGGGAAGGGGAAGGGUACCGGAAAGGGGAAGAAGGAGUGGAAGGUGGAUUCGGAUGAAGGCGAGGUGGAGGUGCAGUCCUGGGAGGGGACGAAGGAUGGUGGGCGCAGCUCUAGUAUGGGUCACAAACGAUGAUGAGCGAAGCCACAACACUCCAACAGAUUGUUAAAGUUAGUUACAGCACAUAAUCUUCCCGAAACAUUUUUUUUGCUACAUUUGCUUUCAACCCAUGUGUUAGUUCUUUUAGAAGAAGUAUUCAUCGGCUGCCUCUUUUUUUCUACUUCUUAAAGUGUUUCUAAGUUAACUAAGCAUUUGCAUUCUGUGGAUAAAAGAAAGAUCAA
Messenger RNA from Paramacrobiotus metropolitanus, 4270 nucleotides. Its product is annotated as dynein regulatory complex subunit 7-like. The record is from RefSeq and is a predicted model, not a curated record. Bases 411 to 4064 code for a protein of 1217 amino acids. Gene Ontology annotation, biological process: cell motility. NCBI's taxonomy places the organism in Eukaryota, Metazoa, Tardigrada, Eutardigrada, Parachela, Macrobiotidae. The transcript has 9 exons. Gene Ontology annotation, cellular component: motile cilium.